Messenger RNA from Zootermopsis nevadensis, 1454 nucleotides. NCBI's taxonomy places the organism in Eukaryota, Metazoa, Arthropoda, Insecta, Blattodea, Termopsidae. The record is from RefSeq and is a predicted model, not a curated record.
UUCUCAUACGUGUACAGGAGCUUCCUUGGCUUAGUACUAUGAAGAUUCAUGCAAUGUAGAUAAACUAUUUUGCGAACGAUAAAUUAGUAAAAAGAAAGAACUGCGACCUAUUUUAAGGUACUAAUCACUUGCCUGCAGUGACUGACUAAAACUCCGAAAAUACUUUGUCAAGAUAGUCGCUUUCUGGACCUACAUUCGAAUCUGGAACAUCUCAAAUACGAAGCUGGGAUGUUAACAGUUCCUCAGUGAUACUUGUAGUUUAUUUACAUUUGCAGUAAGCUAAAUUUCUACCCACAGUUUACUUUUUAAUAUGCCUUGCUAUUGCCAUGUUACAUUGUGUCGAAUUGUGCUGCUCCGUUUUGCUCGUACGUUUACUCAACACCAGCAUGGAGCUUGGGCUUUCAGAAAAAGUUCUACGAUAUGAAAGCUUCGUGAAUGAUGUUCUGAAGGAAGAUCUGAAAAAGGUUCAUUCAAGAUAUGAAGAACUGAAUAAUGAGAUUGCAGAAUACAUACAGCUAAAAAAUUUUAUCCAAAGUGUUCCAGAUGUUGGCCUGUCAUCAGAUGGACUUAAAACAAAAAUGGAUCUAGGAUGCAACUUCUACAUCCAAGCAAAUAUUUCAGAUACUUCAACUAUUUUAGUUGCUAUAGGUUUGGGUCACUAUAUUGAAUUCACAAUGGAAGAAGCACUUAAAUUUGUUGAGAAGCGAGUGAAUCUCUUAACUCUACAAACUGAAAAACUUAAAAAGGAUAGUGCUAAAACCAAAGCUAUGAUAAAACUUGUACUAGGAGGGCUGCACCAGCUGCAGUCUUCUUCAAGAUCAAGCAGACUGAAGUGAACACAGAUAACAAUGUGUUUUAAUCAGUAAUGAAAGUGGAUUUUGCAAGAUAGCAAGCAAAGUUUCUUUGCAUUAUUGUUCAUUAGUUUGAUUAGUUCAUUCCUUUCAUCAAGAGCCAGACAGGCCAGUAUUACACUGUAAACACUUGAGUUUUUUUUCUGAGGUUACUUUUUGUCAUCAUUUCAGCAAUCUGUUAUAAAUUGCAAUUUUUGCUACAUAUGAAAACCAUUUGUAUUCAAGAUUCUGUAAAAUGAAAAUUGUGAAUGCUAGCAUGUUGUAUUUGUGUGAAAGUGCUUAAAAGUGGCUUUCAUAUCAAACAAAGUUAUGAAUAUACAUUAUGAAGCAAAAUAAAAGUUUGCAAAUACAUAUUUCCAAAAAAUUUUGAGGUUAAUUUUUUUUUAAUUACACAAAUCAAUGGAAAUUGUUGUCAUGAAACAUUAUGUGACAUUGCAGUACUGUUACAAAUUUAGAGUGGCAAUAUUUCACAUGUACAACAAGAACAGAGUACAUACUGUAUGUGAACAAAAUUAUUGUUUUUUUCUAUGUAUGCAUUCUCUUCCCAUUGUGUCACUGAUAUUGAUAUCUAAAUAUCCUUGUGUGCACAUUUAACACAUACAU